This is a messenger RNA of Spea bombifrons (plains spadefoot toad), 1799 nucleotides long. Its product is annotated as keratin, type I cytoskeletal 19-like. The coding region runs from base 109 to 1428 and encodes 439 amino acids. The record is from RefSeq and is a predicted model, not a curated record. The transcript has 8 exons. Gene Ontology annotation, molecular function: structural molecule activity. NCBI's taxonomy places the organism in Eukaryota, Metazoa, Chordata, Amphibia, Anura, Pelobatidae.
GGCUCUCAUCUGUCCCACCAUGGAGGUUCUCAUCUAUCCCAUCAUGGAGGCUCCUACCUGUCCCAUUAUGGAAAAUCGAACCUGUCUCAUCACGGAAGCUCACUUAAAAUGCACCAUGGAGGAUCAAAUCUGUCUCAUUAUGGAAGCACUCAUAAGAUCCAUCAUGGAGGAUCACACAUGUCCCAUCAUGGAAACUCCCAUAAGAUCCAUCACGGGGGAUCCCACAUGUCUCAUCAUGGAAGCUAUCACAGUAUGCAUGGAGGGUCAGGCUGCAAAGCAAUCUCCUUUUCUAAGCAUGCUCCUGCCACUCACAGUGCUUCACAAGGAGAUCACAGUUCUCACUUUAGCAGCUCUGGAUCCCAUGGCAGCCGGAAGAACAGUGGUCUGAUAAGCAUUAAUGGAAAGGAAACCAUGCAAAUUCUAAAUGAGCGAUUGUCUUCCUACCUGGAAAAGGUGAGCUCUCUAGAGCAAGAGAAUGCCCAGCUGGAGAGGAAGAUCUGCGAGUGGUAUGAGAAAAACGCUCCUAGCGCCAUCCCAGACUCCAGCCAGUUUUUAAGGAUCAUUUCUGAUCUCCAGAAUCAGAUCUCUGCAGCCACCAUUGAAAACGCCAGGAUUAUGUUGCAGAUUGACAACGCCAGACUGGCCGCCGACGAUUUCAGAAACAAGUAUGAAAUGGAGCUUCAGUUGAGUAAUGGUGUUGAGGCAGAUGUGAAUAAUCUGCGCAGGGUUCUUGAAGGUCUGAACCAAGAGAGAUGUGAGCUGGAGAGGGAGGUUCAGAACCUCGAGGAAGAGCUGCAACAGAUGAAGAGAAACCAUGAGGAGGAGGUAAACUGUCUACGUGCACAGCUGGGCGCGAGAGUUAACGUGGAACUGAACGCUGCCCCAUCCAUAGACCUCAACGGUGCUUUAUCUGAGAUCCGAGACGAGUAUGAAAAUCUGAUGGAGAGGAACCUGAGGGAAGUAGAGAAUAUGUUCCUGCAAAGGAGUGAAGAACUGAACCGCCAGGUGAUAUCAGGCUCAGAGCAGCUCCAAUCCGUACAGACUGAGGCCAUUGAGCUGAGACGCACUGUCCAGACCCUCGAGAUCGAGCUGCAGAGCCAGCUGAGCAUGACUUCAGCUCUGGAGAACACCUUGGCAGAGACUCAAGCCACUUAUGGUUCUCAGCUCGCCCAGAUACAAGGUAUGAUCGACAAUGUGGAAUCCCAGCUGGCACAGAUCCGAUCUGACCUGGAGAGACAGAACUAUGAAUAUAAGGUGCUCAUGGACCAGAAGACCCACCUGGAGAUGGAGAUCGCCACCUACAAACGUCUUCUUGAUGGACAUGACAUCCAAUUUUCUGGGCAUCACGCUUCAAGUGGAAACCAUGGAGCCCACCACACAAUUGUUCAUAAUGCUCCAGAGCACGAACAACAUGAAAACAAAUGCUAGGUGAACAUGGAAGAAUCUGGGCCGGACAAAAAUAAACUAAAGAAGCAAAAUGUCCACUGAUCAAAAAAAUAAGAGUAAUUAAUAUAUUCUCUCCCCGAAAUUCCUCACUGGGACUAAAUAAACUUCAUAAAAACUAGAUCAUUAGUUGGCCAUUAGAACUAGUUUUAGUAAUAGUGAAACUCCAUUAGGAUAUUUAAUUAUUAACCCUACCUUCUCUUUUCUCAACCUCUAACUAUGAAAUGGUAUAUGGUACGUGACGAAUAUAAUGGUUUGUGGGAACAACAUUUUAUAGGCUUUACUGAAAUAGAACUCAACGGUUCCAAUAUCGCAGAGACUUUAGCUUAUAAAUACCUUGUUUUUAUUUAAAAGUC